Molecule: messenger RNA, 1315 nt
Organism: Nerophis ophidion (straightnose pipefish)
Lineage: Eukaryota; Metazoa; Chordata; Actinopteri; Syngnathiformes; Syngnathidae
Gene: gnav1
Product: guanine nucleotide binding protein (G protein) alpha v1
Exons: 10
Coding region: 103-1239 (378 amino acids)
Biological process (GO): adenylate cyclase-modulating G protein-coupled receptor signaling pathway
Cellular component (GO): heterotrimeric G-protein complex
Molecular function (GO): G-protein beta/gamma-subunit complex binding; GTPase activity; G protein-coupled receptor binding
Source: RefSeq, a predicted model, not a curated record
CCGAGCAGCACCACCUGCCACCAUUUAACCAAAUUAGCUCUCGUGCGCGGUUUGGAUAAAAAAUUAAAAGAAACCUCGGCGCUGUGGAACACAAUUAAAGCCAUGCUUUGUUGCGUGAACAUAUUGCCAACCCCGCUAAAGAUGUGCAUGGGAAUGUGCCUCCACCAAGACAUCAGGGAGGAGGCCAAGAAGGCCAAACUGCAGAGCUCCAAAAUCGAGCAAGACCUUUUUGAACAGGCCAGGAGUGAGAUAAAUGUGUUCAAAAUCCUCAUACUUGGAGCUGCAGAGAGUGGAAAGAGCACUCUGAUCAAGCAGAUCAAGAUCAUCCACAGUCAUGGCUUCUCCAAACAAGAGCUCGUCAGCUUCAAGGUGCAUCCGGCAGUCCUCGACAACCUCCUCACAUCAAUGAAGUUUGUCCUCCGAGGAAUGGGGAUGCUGAGGAUAAACCUGGCUAACAAAAAGAAUAAGAUUCACGCCCGCUCCAUCUUGUCCUGUAGUCAGUGUAUGGGAGACGACCAGGAGCUGCUUCCCUUUGUGGCUCAUGCUUUCUGUGCACUUUGGGCAGACUUGGGUGUGCGAGCGGCUGCAUCCAGAGGUUACGAGUUUGAACUUAACGACUCUGCACUCUAUUUCUUCGAGAACAUGAGUCGAAUCAUCGCUCCCAACUAUGUCCCCACUGAGAGAGAUGUUCUCCGAGUGAGAGUAAGGACUUGUGGAAUCAUCGAGACGCAGUUCCAAGUGAAUGAUGUUAUAUUCCGGUUGUACGAUGUUGGUGGACAGCGGAGUGAGAGGAGGAAAUGGCUGCGCUGUUUUGACUGUAUCCAAGCCGUCUUGUUCGUUGUGGCCCUGAGCAGUUAUGACAUGUCCCUCCCUGAAAAGCCAACUGUGAACCGGCUGCAGGAAAGCCUUGAGCUUUUCACAUCACUCUGUUCCAACACUGUCUUCAAUUCCACAUCAGUGAUUCUGUUCUUGAACAAAACAGACCUUUUCCAGGAGAAGAUCCUACAUUCUGGAAGACACCUGAGAUUAUUCAUUUCCAGUUUUAAAGGUGCUGAUGCCGACGUGGACGCCGCAGCUCACCACAUCAACGCCAUGUUCUCCGCUUGCAACAGCAGAGCCGAUCAGCCUGUGUUCCACCACUACACCACGGCCACAGACACCGCCAACAUCCGGGUGGUUUUUCAGAUGAUCAUAGACCAGAUUUUUAGGCAGAACCUCGCAGCUGCUGAGCUACUUUAGCGGUUUUCUCAAUUCAUUAUAUGUAUUUUUAAUAGAAGUUUCACUGCUGUUUUAAAUAAAAUAUUUAUUUAGUUAA